AUGGAAGCGACGCGUGACCCGGUCAUCUUCAUCCACGGCGUCUUUGGAUGGGGCAACAAGUCGCCGUUGUACGGCUACAUGCCCAACUACUGGCCCGUGAAGGCGCUUGACGAGGUCAACCCGAACCACCACAUCGUUGACGUCGGGAAGGCGUCCUCAGACCAUGAUCGCGCGUGCGAAGCGUUCUACCAAGUCUAUGGCGGUCAAGUCGACUACGGCGAGGAGCAUUCGUGCAAGAUGGGUCACUUGCGCUUUGGCGCGACGUACCCCAAGGAGACGGCCAUGCAUCCGACGUGGAGCAGCGCAAACCCCGUGCACCUCCUCGGUCACAGCUACGGCGCGACGACAGCCAUCGAGCUCUACCAGUUGCUGUGUCAAGACGCGUUCGGCGUUGGCAGCGACCACACGUGGGUCAAAAGCAUCAUUAGCAUCUCGGGGCCACUCACGGGGUCGACGCUGACAAAUCUCAUGAGCGCCGACCUCGUGCGUCCGAUGCCAGUGCUCAGCGGCGGCCACGUCGCUGUCAUGGGCAUUGGCCUCUGGUGGAAGGUGCAGAACUUUCUUUGUCCGCGGCUCAAGGGCAUCUACGACCUCGGCCUCGACCAGUGGAUGAACCAAACGGGCUGGGACAUGUUCUACUCGACGACGAACCGCGUCCAUACGAGCAAGGACCUCGCGCUCUACGAUCUCUUGCCAGACUACCGCGUCCAGCGCAACAAGCAGCUCGUGCACAUGGACAAGGUCCACCUCUUCAGCAUCGUCACGAACGCCAAGGACCAGCACCACGUGCCUCUGCGCGAGUGGGCGCUUGGACUGGCACUUGUCGUGCUGCUCUACCGGCGCAAGAAGCUCUGGCCGACGCGCAUCACGCGCUGCUCGCUCUGCCUCACGGUGCUCGCACUCGUCUGGUCGCGGCUGCAGCGCCUCGACUACUCCAAAGCCCGCACGAGCCUCUGGGGCCUCAUGUGGCUCAUCCGCAAGCGCACCGAAAAGAUGGGCGAAGACGCGCUCUACGACGGCUUCAACAGCGACCACUGGGUGCACAACGACGGCAUCGUCAACACGUACUCACAGCUGUACCCGCGGGUCGAUGGGCCGGACGCGCCAAAGGACGACGACAAGGCGCCGAGUCGGUCGGCGUCGCAUCUCUCGAUCGAUAUUGAAAAGCACUGCCAAGACGACGGCGAGCUCCAGCGCGGGCGCUGGCACACGUACCAUCUCGAGAAGAACCACUUGUGCGGCACACACUUUGACGGGCAAGCCAAGGCGCUGUACAUCAACCUCUUCCGCAUCCUCAACCAGCACUACGCCCAUGACGCAGCCUUGUCCUCUACUGACAGUAGUAGCAGUCGGGACUCGGACACCGAGUCGCCAUAG
Molecule: messenger RNA, 1377 nt
Organism: Saprolegnia diclina VS20
Lineage: Eukaryota; Oomycota; Saprolegniomycetes; Saprolegniales; Saprolegniaceae
Exons: 8
Coding region: 1-1377 (458 amino acids)
Source: RefSeq, a predicted model, not a curated record